GAUUGCACAUGAAAAAGAUACACAGGUAUUCCGCAAGGGAUUCAUUCCUUAUCUUGAACGUGGAGCGAAGGAUCUUCUACGCGCAUGUUUCCUUGAUAGACUACACAGUACCAGGUACCAGGAUGUUCCAUAAAGCGUGGUCAGCCCCGCCCAGGACUGGGUCCCAGAAUCCUGCGAGGCCGAGUCCUACGCCUGCGAGGCAUAUACACUUGCUUUUAGUGCCAGUCUCUGAUUGUAGCAAAGCCCACUCUGAACCUCUUCCAGUCUCGGGCUGUCUCUGUCUCUGUCCCUGUCUCUGUCUCUGUCUCUGUUUUCUCAGUCAGUCUCCAAAGCAGGCGCUGAAACUAUUGCCAGUUUUCAUCGACUCGUUUGCUCGUUGCUCGUUUGAGAAGUCGAAAGGUUUACCCAGGAGACGGAAAAGCCGGAAAAAGAUACGAGAAAUGCCUGCAAAGAAAAAAGGUGAAGGCAAAGCUAAAGCCGGGAGUAUACCGGGGGAUACAGGAUCUGUGGCAGCCGCGACUGUGGUUCGGCGCCAAAUGCCGCCGCGCGCCUGCAAGAGCAAGAGCCAGAGCCAGAGCGCCGCCCCAGAGCGCCGUCCCAGUCUUAGUCCCAGCCGCCAGCAGCCCAGCCGCCAGCAGCCCAGCCGCCUGGCCAAGAAGCACAGCCUGACGCCUACCACCGGUUCUCAGGCGCCAUCGCAGACCAUCGCAAAGUCGAGGCCCACCGGUCCCGAGACGAUUUUUGAACGGCCCGGCAAUGAGGACGACGGGCCCACCAGCAGCCAUGCCGUGGCAUUCGGCGAGUGCCAGCGCCGCGUCCUCGCCCUGGGUACGGGCGAAAAAAAAAGAAACCUGUCGCAGAAGAGCUGCCUGAAGGUGCGCAACACCUUGGGCGAACGCAGCACCCGGCACAUGAUGGCACUGCGGGCGUCCCGCAUUGCUUUGGACAGCGUAAUGCUCGGGGGCUCGGACGAUGAAGGCGAGUCGGUCGGAGUCGCUCCCGCAGUCGCUCCCGCUGGAGGAAAUGCCGGUUCAAAUCAGCCGGCACCAUUCGUGCGGCGCACCAGCAGGAGGCUCAAGAGUCUGCCUCCGUUUUAGAUUGUUACACCUUCCACCCUCUACCUUCCACCCUCCACCUUCCACCCUCCACGCUCCACCUUCCACCCUCCACCUUCC
This is a messenger RNA of Drosophila miranda, 1175 nucleotides long. RefSeq lists its product as uncharacterized. The coding region runs from base 9 to 1097 and encodes 362 amino acids. The transcript has 2 exons. NCBI's taxonomy places the organism in Eukaryota, Metazoa, Arthropoda, Insecta, Diptera, Drosophilidae. The record is from RefSeq and is a predicted model, not a curated record.